Molecule: messenger RNA, 954 nt
Organism: Theobroma umbraticum
Lineage: Eukaryota; Viridiplantae; Streptophyta; Magnoliopsida; Malvales; Malvaceae
Source: RefSeq, a predicted model, not a curated record
UGUUUAUUGUGAAAUAACAGCAUAAAGAAGGACAAAACUGGUAGCCCAAGUGGCUUUCUGUUGGUUAUAUAAGCCAGAGCUAAGGCACUCAUCGUUACACAGCAAGGAAAAACAAUCAAAGAAUGGAAAAGCUGUUUCUCUUGAUAGUGACAAUGACAGCAGCAGUAAGUUAUCUAAGUGCUAAGUAUUUAGUGCUAAUUUCAGCCUACACGAUUGAAUCUCCACAAUUCAGAGUGGUGCACUUGGAAUCUGAUUUUGAAAUAAGAUUGUACAAAGAAAUGUCCUGGAUGUCUGCUCUUGUCUAUGGGACUUCCUUUCAGAAUUCCACCAGAGAUGGCUUUCACAGGUUGUAUCAGUAUAUUCAUGGGGAUAACCUUAACUCUACCCAAUUUUUCAUGACUGCUCCUGUUUUAACAAGCGUCACUCCAUCAGCCCACGGGUCUGCAUAUAUUGUAAGGUAUUAUCUGCCUUCAACAUUUGACAAAACGUCCCCUCCACAGCCCGCCGCUGAAUUGAAUUUGCAGUUGGACAAGUGGGAGAGUCACUGUAUUGCAGUCAGAAAGUUUCCUGGAUAUGCCAGGGACGAUAACGUGGACAAAGAAAAAGAUGCUCUGCUUUCUAGCCUUGGUAAACAUUUGCCAGGGUUAAAGCAAGCAGCGGAAAACAAGUAUAACUACAGCAUUGCGCAGUACAAUGCUUCAAAACAUCCCACGGGGCGCAUAAAUGAGGUGUGGAUUGAUGUAUCAGGUUUCACCGCAGAGGGCUGUCCAGUCUAGCUAUAACAUCUAGUAGCAACAAUUAUCAAGAAAUUUGCUUGUGGGAGGGAUGAAUAAUUGUGUUUGAAUGUAAAUUUGUUGACGUUGGGAUCUCAGAGCAUUUGUGUGAGAAAAUUCAAGCAUGUUUUAAAUACCACGCUGUCUAAAAGGAUUUUAAUGAAUGAAAUGUUCAGUAAGG